Messenger RNA from Electrophorus electricus (electric eel), 3925 nucleotides. Its product is annotated as rho GTPase-activating protein 8. The record is from RefSeq and is a predicted model, not a curated record. Gene Ontology annotation, biological process: negative regulation of endocytic recycling; small GTPase-mediated signal transduction. Lineage: Eukaryota; Metazoa; Chordata; Actinopteri; Gymnotiformes; Gymnotidae. Gene Ontology annotation, cellular component: cytoplasm. Gene Ontology annotation, molecular function: GTPase activator activity.
AAUGGUGGGUCAUAGGAAGUUUCGGUUUUCACAGCACCUGAUGCGACAUUAAUGAAUGUCUAACUGAGGUUAAUUACAAUCUCCUACACUUUGCCAUGAUCUCAACAAAUAACUUGGAGCAUAUGGCAGAAGUGGAGCUGCAGAAAGAGGAAGAAGAGAAGGGACAGUUGGAACGGCACCCUCUAGCGCCAUCCAGUGGAGAUGCUUGUCAGGAUAAGUCCCAUCCCUACUAUGAUGUUGCACGUCAUGGCAUCCUCCAAGUUACAGGUGAUGAUAAUUAUGGAAGAAAGCUUAUUAUUUUCAGUAGCUGCUGCAUGCCUCCAUCACACCAGCUCAAUCACCAUAGACUACUAGAGUAUCUGAAGUACACAUUAGACCAGUAUGUCGAAAGUGAUUACACAGUGGUCUACUUUCACUAUGGCUUAAGCAGCAGCAACAAACCCUCAUUACGCUGGCUCCGAGAUGCUUACCGGGAAUUUGACAGAAAGUAUAAGAAGAACCUAAAAGCCCUCUAUGUCGUCCACCCCACAAAUUUUAUUCGGAUCAUAUGGAACUUAUUCAAGCCUCUCAUAAGCCACAAGUUUGGCAAGAAGCUAAUCUAUGUGAACUAUCUGGCGGCGCUCAGAGAACAUCUCAACUAUGAACAGCUCAUCAUUCCGCAAGAUGUAUUAAGGCAUGACGAAAAGCUCCGUGUAGCUCAGAAAGGAGGACCGCCCCCUGCUGUGAAGACCCCGCCCCCUCGACCUCCUCUGCCCACACAGCAGUUUGGCGUGAGCUUACAGUACAUUAGAGAGAAGAACAGUGGUGCACUGAUACCGCCUGUGAUGCAUCAGACUGUGUCAUACAUCAAACAAAACGGGCUGAAAACGGAGGGGAUCUUCCGAAGGUCAGCUCGAGUUCAGCUCAUCAAGGACAUUCAGAAGCUCUAUAACCAGGGGAAGCCCAUUAGCUUUGAGCAGUACCUUGAUGUGCAUGUUCCUGCUGUGAUCUUGAAGACAUUUCUCCGGGAGCUACCAGAGCCCCUGCUCACCUUUGCAUUAUAUGACCAGAUACAAGAUCUUACCAAAGUGGAGAGCAUUUUGCGGGUGUCAAGGUGCAAGAGGAUUGUUGAGUCCCUUCCAGAGCACAACUUCAUCGUUGUUAAGUACCUCGUUUGUUUCCUGCAUAUGGUGUCCCAGGAGAGCAUUGUUAAUAAGAUGAGUCCCUCUAACCUGGCGUGUGUGUUUGGUGUGAAUUUGGCCUGGCCUCGCCAGGAUGUCAUCUCUCUCGAUGCGCUCACUCCCCUCAACAUCUUCACUGAGCUGCUCAUUGAACACUACCAGCCCAUCUUCAGUUCACGCUGCCCGCCCAUCCAGGUGCUCCCCUGACCCGCUCUGGACAGGUUCCAUCACCCCAGACCCUCUCCGGAUCGGUUCUGCCCUCAGCCUGCUCCAGGCACUUAUCACUCAGCCCACUUUUUUUCAUUUACAUCACUGGAUGUGCUAACAGCAUGAAGCAUGGAUUCUCUGGGACCUGCCAAUUCAAGGGCCAAAAGGGUCCGUCAUGCCCUGUAAACCUGCAACUUUGUGCACAUUGUAUGUCUGAGAGGUAAUGAGGCUUUAAAUAUACUACUUGCCGCCUAAUGACCUUGUGACUGUGUUUUGACAUCAUACACUACUUUUGGUUUGAUUUUUGAUAACAGUCUUGGAUAAGAUACUGCCUUACAGACAUCAGCUUGUGCCUGAUUCAUUAUAAAUGAACCACUGAAAGCAUUUACAGCCAACAGUCUGCAUUCCAAAGGCUCAGUGCCUGUGUCCGUGUAUACAUGCAUAUCCUUACAUAACAUUAAUCUCACAGCUUCUUUUUUCUAUUUAAAGUGCUGAAAAAAAAUCAAUUGGCUGUAUAUGAUGCCAAAAAAACAAACAAACAUACGUUUUGAAAACCUCUCGUACCUUAACCACAAACACUACAAGGGCAUCCACUUUUGACUCUUUAAACACAGAAAGCAAAGUAUGUAUCUACCUCUAAUUAACAGCAGCCCUUGGGAUUGCCAUGGCAACAUUUUGCUGGCAGAAGAGGUGCUGGCCUCGCAGGCAUGGUUCAGAGCAUGCUGUAUAUGCAGGAGAACACAUGCACACAGCUACUUCCAAACCAAGCCCAGUACAAGCUUCCCUACAUGCUUCCACAGUCUGGGCAUUUUAAAUCAUUGUAGUUUGUUUGGUGGGAUAUCCCUUCCAAGAAGUAUCUUUAAAAAUGGAAGGUGUCAGGAGUUCCACGAAUUGUGAUUGUUGUAGUUUGAAGAAUGACUGACUGACUUUUUUUUUUUUAAGUUUCGAGUCAUGCUGUUUUUCAUUAUUAAUAGAUAUGCAUUGUUUUGGGUGCUACAAUGGGCAUUUUUCCUCAUAUCUUGGUGUAACCAGCCUGUGUACGUCCAUGGGGGAAAAACUGCAUCUAGUUUUCCUGCAGAAGAGUCAGUGCCCAUUUGAAAAUGAUAAUGUUGCAGAUUUCAUGUUGCUCUUGUGUCCAUUAUACUAUUUGACAUUUUUAAUGUAAUUGUUAUAUUUUACCAGCAUUGGUCCUGAUUGUUUAAUCAACAUUGAUCUAUGUUUCUCUUCCUUUGGCAAAAAACCUGCUCCUCUCACACUAGUGACAAAGCAAAUCAGUUAGAGAGCUGUCAACAUGGAGGUUAAAAAUCAGGUUUUGCGCUCACUAUUUUGAAUCUUCCAUGUAGGGCCACACAGACCAAUAUUUUUGGCUGUCAGAUAUAACUUAUCUGUCCAAGAAGAUGAAGAGCCAGCCAAGGACAUGUGUAUCAUUUUUAGAGACAAUGGUGUUUAUCUACAGGUCAUAAUCUGUUGGAAUGGAAGGUGUGGGGAUUUUUUUUUGUUUGUUUUUUUCUCUGUAGUUUGUGCUGUUGCUAGCAUGAGCAAAUUGAAGUGUGUAAAUAGGUUAAUAGGUUGUUCAGCUUGGUUUUACAUAUACUGAACAUGCCUGUAUUAUUAUUAUUAUUAUUAUUAUUAUUAUUAUUAUCUGUAUUGUGGUGUUGUUUUUAUUUUUGAUAUGUAUGCAUUAUAGAUUAAGGACUUGUGUAAUUUUAGGAAAUUAAGUAGAUGAAUAUUUGUAAGAAAAAUCUGGGAUCUUCAAUAAACUUUGUGGUCUCAGCAAAGUGAAAUGUGCAUGUUCAGAAUUUUUUAUUCAUUUUUUUUUUCUUUUCUUAAUUUUUAUAUGACAAAAUGCGUCUACAUGCUAAUUGGGUUCCUUUUUUCAUUUUAAAAUGCACACAAUAUACUGAUGAUUUAUCAUGGUCUACUGAAUUAACUGUACGAAUCACACAAUACAUACAUGUAACAGUCAUUUUCCAUGUUUUUCUGUGUUUAUUAUCGAUUCAGUUUUCAUUAAGAACUUGGUACAAAAAAGUGAGACUACUCUUUACCAUUUACCAACUUCCAUCAAUCAGUUUUGAAUGUAUCAUAAAGAAAAAUAACUACAUUGGCAUAUGUAAGACAAACACUUUCCUAUACAUACUAUCCACUGGACAGCCCCCUUUCAUAAUUAAUGACAAAGAAUAAAAGCACUACUUUCACAGUCCAAAGACAUCCACCUAAAAGUUGCCUUCCCUUCUCGAUUUCUUUUUGCUUUGCUACCUUCUCCUCAUAGCAAAAGGAUACACCACACCGCAAGCUAAAUGCAUAAUUGGCAACCAAUAAAAAAAGUAAUGUUUCUUCUUUUGUCUCGCUUUUCUUUCGUACAUCCAUUGAUAAAAGAAUAUAAAAAAGUUUUUCUUGUUCAACGUAGUGUAGAGUGUAUUAAAAUAGAUCUGUAUAAGCACGGCACAGUUUGUCCCGGAGAAGGUUCUGAAACCAGAGGGAGGGGCUGCCUGGUAGAGGCAGGGACGUGCCUCGCGGUGGGCGGGAAACAAUGUGAGACGGGCACUCUCACUCUGAUA